GGUCGUAUCGUAGUGAGAGGAGCGCAUCCGAUAGAGUAGGUAUCAUCAUCAUCGUCAACUUCUGCGAUGAAGGAAGGCCACCAACAGUCGGACGAGUACUCGGCCGAGGAGGUCCAUGCCCUGAGCGCGGUAUUUUCGCUGUUUGACGAGAACGGGACUGGGCGCAUUUCCACGACCCAUCUGGAGAGCAUUCUGUCAAAACUGGGUCGAAAUCCAUCUGAAGCGGACGAGUUGCUCCGAAACGUCGACCUCCAGGACGAAACCAUCAGCUUUGACGAGUUUCUGUUGCUCAUUCGGAGUCAGCCGGACAUUGGUACCUACCUACCUACCCAUCCACAUGACAUACCCCCAAUCACAACCUCAACCACAAGCACCUUCUUGUCGUUUGAUAUACGCAUAUAUGCGUAGAUGGCCCGUACAAUCUCGGGCCAGACCCCAAGGUGAUGGAGUUUAUCAACAUCCUGGAAGAGUACCGCGCUAAGUGUGAAGAAGACGGCAACUACCUCGAAGCGCAGCGCGCCGACACGCAGCUCAUCGCCCUCCGUGCGCAAGAGGCCAAGCGACAGUCCAAGUCGCUCAAGGCCAAGCAGAUUGCCGAGCGCCAAGACAUUCAGAUCGCACACAACAUGCAGUACACCGACUUCAACACGGCGUGGGACCAAUACAUGGACGAGUACGAUAGCAUGGCGCAGGCGUAUAUCCGGCAGAUGACGGACAAGCACACGGCGGACCUGCGGUCGUUCCAGGAGAAGCUGCACAAGGAGCUCAUGGAGCGGCCGCCCAAGUUCUCUAAGGAGCUGAUCGAGUGGCGGCGCCGCCAACACCGCCUCGCGCAGCAGAAAAACUACGCCGAGGCGCAAAAGAUCAAGCUGAUCGCGGACGAGCUCGAGGCCGACGAGCGGUCAACCAUGAACGAGUCGCUGCAGGUGAUCUUCACGCGCAAGGAAACCAAGUUCAGGCAGCAGCAGCAGGCCGAAGUCCAAGCGCUGCUCAAGCGCAUCGACGGCCGAAGGAAGGAGCAUGUGAAGCAGCGCAAUUUGGACUCGAAGCGACUGCUGCAGCGCAACCGCAACGUCCAAGCCGUGCUCGAGUCCAAGCAGUCGGUGGAGACGACCAAGAAGCUCCAGGACAUCAAGGCCGGACUCAACCCCCGCGAACGCAUCAACAAGAACAACGUGAGUGUGAUCCCGCCCGAAGCGAGGGUUAUCAAGCCCAAAAAGCCAUCUGCACCUCGAGAGCCAUCGACCACGUUCAUCACGACCGACGAGAACGCAGUAGACGACGACGUCGCAUAAAUAUAGUGCUCUAGCACCACCUACUCUCUCGUCCAACCAUACUACCGGUACUAAUGUACUAUCAUCACCCACAUAUACUGUAUAUAAAACAUGUCAAAGAUAUCGUAC
This is a messenger RNA of Aphanomyces astaci, 1403 nucleotides long. RefSeq lists its product as hypothetical. The transcript has 2 exons. The record is from RefSeq and is a predicted model, not a curated record. Gene Ontology annotation, molecular function: calcium ion binding. Lineage: Eukaryota; Oomycota; Saprolegniomycetes; Saprolegniales; Verrucalvaceae. The coding region runs from base 444 to 1295 and encodes 283 amino acids.